Archocentrus centrarchus (flier cichlid) is the source of this 1727-nucleotide messenger RNA. It is a transcript of the gene mindy4b, whose product is annotated as MINDY family member 4B. Bases 63 to 1358 code for a protein of 431 amino acids. The transcript is spliced from 11 exons. NCBI's taxonomy places the organism in Eukaryota, Metazoa, Chordata, Actinopteri, Cichliformes, Cichlidae. Gene Ontology annotation, biological process: protein K48-linked deubiquitination. The record is from RefSeq and is a predicted model, not a curated record. Gene Ontology annotation, molecular function: K48-linked deubiquitinase activity; cysteine-type deubiquitinase activity.
GUCAGUGCUGCUGUUUGAACAGGGUGGAGUUGGUGCAGUGUUGGUCGGGGUAGUUCUUGGUGAUGACAGACUGCAGCCUGGACUACAUCGAGCUGCUCCAACAGGAAGUCAGCAGGAAUCCUGGCAGGCUGCUGGAUGUGGGGAAGGAGGAGGAGCAGGAGGAACCGCCUCCACCCUGCAGGACCCUCUCAGCCCUUUGCUCCAUCCCCCGGCGGCUGGCCAUCUCAGCGGGCCUUGGGGGAACGCCGGUCACUCCCCAACUGACUGAGAGCCUGAGGAGGGUUCUUUUUGGUGGAACCUUUCAUGUCUUCAACUACGAGUGGAGGAGAUCCUUCUUCCAGUUCAGGGAGCCAAAGUCGGAGUUAUCGUACGCUUUGGAGGCCCACGGGGGUGGGGCUCGGGCCAUUCAGAUGGUCGUUCAGGCGCGCAUCAUUAAACACCUGCUGUUCAACCGAGAGAGUGGCUCAGGCGAACAGGCGCUGCACAGUCUGGGAGAAGUAGGACAGCAGGAGCAGGACAGGGCACUGGCGGCAGCGCUGAGCGACAGCCUCUGGUUGGCCGGCCAGGAGACGAGCGCCACUGUCACCUUGGUAACCGAAGACUAUUGCAUCACGCCUCACCUGGACUACAAACUGGACACUUUCACAGAGAGGCUGCAGCUCUUCACGUUCAGCAAGAAGGACGACGCCAGGAAGUUCAUCCUCGACCACAUUCAGUGUUUUAAGGAGGAGGGCAGCCAUGGCGUCAUCCUGUUCCUCUACAGUCUCAUCUGCUCCCGUACGGUCGAAAGGCUGAGGGAGGAUCUGGACUCUCCAACGUCCCACCUGCUGCACCUCAGCUUGGGCAACUUUGUCUGUCGUCAGGCUCUGAUGAACCUGCUGCUGACCGGCAGAGCUGGUCCACACGUCUUCAACGGGACUCUGUACUUCGGGCAGGACGGCCUACCUCUGCAACGCCCCCUGCAGGGCAUCCUGUCCCGCAGCGAUGUGGGAUAUCUGCACUGGAGCCGAGAGCAGAUGGAGCGAGGCACACUGCCGCAGGUGGGCAGCAUGCUGAAGACUCCCAGGUUUCCAGUCUGGGUUUGCUGCAUCAACAGCAGCCACUCGGUCCUGUUCGGCGUGAACCGCUCACUGCUGUCCGACUGGAAGAUGGAGCAUCUCUUCCAGCUGUACUACUACAACGGACAGAGCUCGCAGACAGCGACGGCCAGGCUGACAGUCGAUACUCACUCCCACCACUGGGAGGCGUCAUCCAGAGACGGAGACCCAGAAAAAAGGUUUCCUUCACUGGAAAUGACCAUCAGGACCAAGUGGGACGGAGCUGCCAUCAACUGGAACGACACCCCCCCCUUCUACUAAACACUGGCACAAUGGUUCCCCAAAGGCUGAUCUGGAGUCACCACAGCAUCCGCUACUCUGUUUUUAUGAUUACAGGAAAAUGGACAUUAGGAAGUCCAAACUCCACAGGACGAUCCAACCGAGCAGCUCAGCGCCGACACCUGAAUCCAAAGGUGCCUCCACAGUUUUUCAGGAGCAGUCUGCUGAUGAAGGUGAACAAGCCAAGGAAGCCAAAGCUGUGUGGACUACAAUACUGUGCAAAAGUCUUGAGCCACCCCUCAUCUCUGUAUUCUGCAGGAAACAGGAAAUAGGUGCAGAGAUUUAUCACCAUCUCCCCAAUGUUACACUUUUAUUCUCUGAAGUUCUGUCUGAUGUUCUAUCUUCUGUUCU